Messenger RNA from Tricharina praecox, 1677 nucleotides. RefSeq names its product cyclin-like protein. Gene Ontology annotation, cellular component: centrosome; cytoplasm; nucleus. Bases 285 to 1472 code for a protein of 395 amino acids. NCBI's taxonomy places the organism in Eukaryota, Fungi, Ascomycota, Pezizomycetes, Pezizales, Pyronemataceae. The record is from RefSeq and is a predicted model, not a curated record. Gene Ontology annotation, biological process: regulation of cyclin-dependent protein serine/threonine kinase activity; mitotic cell cycle phase transition. The transcript is spliced from 2 exons. Gene Ontology annotation, molecular function: cyclin-dependent protein serine/threonine kinase regulator activity.
UCUACUCCCCCCACACCCUCUCCCGAUAUUCGGAUCUUCAAAGACAUCCCGUCUUUCAUUUUCGCUUUCACAGUCACUCCCUAGACAUUGUUUAUUCAGCUACACAUUUUUUUCGAUCGUUAUUCGCUUUUUCAAUACCCUUCAGCGAAUUACUCCUAAUUGUUUAAUACUUUUGUUUUUUGUUUUUUUUCCACUCGUGCAUUUUUUCGGCGGUCCUGUCAGUCCAACUUUUACCCGAAGUUCCAACGUCCGCUCAUUAAUAAACACCAACACCCAUCGCAAUCAUGGAGUACGAGCCCACCGGUCCCGCGCAGCCUCAUCAGCAGCGCCCUGUUUGCGACUCCUACUUUGUCGAGUCCAUGGAUCGGGAUGACAAUGACGGUAUCUUUGUCGCCCAGAGGUCGAAGCAGGAGCUUGCACGCAUGCACGCCGAAACUCAGAUGGAUAUUGCGGAGGAGCUGUCGCGCACCGUGGCCGAGGAGUACCUCGAGGAUGUUCUUGACCACAUGGAGUACAUGGAGAAUAUCACUCUUCCCGACGUCGCCAGCAUAGACAUCCAGACCGAGAUCCAAUGGUUCAUGCGUCCCUACCUGCUCGACUUUCUCAUCGAGGCCCACACUGCCUUCUCGCUCCUUCCGGAAACCCUCCACCUGACCGUCAACUUGCUCGAUCGAUACUGCUCGCGCAGGGUUGUAUACAAGCGUCACUAUCAGCUCGUCGGCUGUGCGGCCAUGCUCAUCGCUGCUAAGUACGGGGACAAGAAGGAUCGCGUGCCGACCAUUCGGGAGCUCAAGUCCAUGUGUUGCAACCUCUACGACGAGGACAUGUUCAUCCAGAUGGAGUGGCAUGUUCUGCAGACGUUGGGCUGGGUGGUUGGUCAUCCCACGGUCGAGAGCUUCCUCCAGAUGGUGUUGCAGGAGGUUCACUACGACCCCGAGGUCGAGGCGAUGGCCAGGUACCUUUCCGAAAUCGCACUCUUCCACAAGGAGUUCGUCAGCACCCGCCCGUCCGUCAUGGCUCGCACCUCGUUGGCCCUUGCCCGUCACAUCCUUAGCCGUCCCAUGCCGACACAUUCUGAGUGGGCCGAGAAAUUUGACACGAAUGUUCUGGUGCUCCUUUCCCAGCAGUUGCACAACCCGUCGGAGAUUCUCGUUCAGAAAUACGCGAGUCCCGAAUUCGCGGGUGUGUCCACCAUGCUGGAGGACUUUAUGGCACAGCAGGCAGCAAUCGCGCGUCAGCGGUCGCCCCCUACGCCCCCUUCGGAAGUGUACGGUAGUCAGCGGGAAACCUCGGAGAAGUUCGACGGCUGCAUGACUCCUCAGAAGCAGGCGUCCUCGGGAUACCCAGCGACCGCAGGAUACAUAACACCUCCAGUUACGCCUAACGCCGGAUACUAUGUCGAUGAUUCAUGCCCAUCCCAGCGGAUGCCCGUCACCCCGACACCGCCCAACCAAGUUUACUACGUACAGUAAACUGUUCUCCACUUCACGAGAUCGAUUUCUUUCAAGCCAGAUUGUCACCGUUCAUCCAGCCCAUUCCCCCCGAAUUGUUUGCCGUGCAUUCAGUCUCUCGUCAACCAAUGGAAUUCGAUACAACGGAGGAGGAGUUUUCGCCGCGUCUGCUUCCGCUCAAAUUGGCUUUGGCUUUUUUUUAUCCCAAAUCAAUCAAUACAAUGUG